CUUCAUAUAAGCAUAAACUUGUGGUUAGUGAAUAACAAAAAUAUCUUAAAAAGAGUGUUGAUCUUUGUGGCGACUGAAAAAGCUUUUCCGAAAUAUCUCGGUCAGAACACCAGCAAAAUCAGCGAAUAUAAAAAAUCGUGGAAGGGCAGAAAAAUAUUUUCCUCAACGCUGUUUCGUUGUUGUUUGCCGUGCCGCGGGGGCUCAUCAUCAGCCCCCGCUGAAAACAGUAGCAAGAUCGAAAGAAAGCUUUCAGAGAAAGGAGACUUAACAACUUCAACAAGCGUGCCGAUACAAACGCCAACGUAUAGUACGUUAACAGCACUUUCGUCGCCACAUAUUGACACGGCUGUAACUACAACUCUUCUUGCCAUAACAACAGCUUCUGUUAUAACGUCGGCUUCCACGUCUCCAACUUUAACAACACCACUACUUAGUGAUCACACUUCAAGUCCUGAAGCAUCUUUAAAUGCACUAACUAACGCAUUAAACUCUAUAUCUACUGCCACUUUGUCUUCUUCUUCUGCUCCCUCCUCUUAUACUUCAUCUUUUAACAUCUCAAACCAAUCAACUGGUAAUUUGUCUAGCUCACAACAACAGCAACAAAUAUCAACAACAUCCUCAAAUAUCACUCGAUUCAAUCAGAGUCAUAUUUUAACACUUCCCCAUAUCGAUGAAGAUGAUGAAGAUGAGAAUAGUCUUGUUUCUUUACCGCUGCACGUCUCAGCAACACACUCAGUUAGACAUAAAGUACAAAAUGACAAUCUUAUAAAUUUUAAUACUACGAACAAUACUAGUUCAACUUGUAGUGUUAAAGAUAAUAAUAAUAAUAAAAAUGAUAAUAAUAAUGAAUCAUCAACGGAGGUGCCGCUAGUAAUAAAUUCGCCAAAGCCGAAAACUUCAAGAAUCAAAUUUAAUCCUCAAAAUCUUCAACAACAAUUAGUGGCACUUUCAUUAAGUGCAUCAAGUGAUUCAGAUUCGUCGGCGUCGACAGUUCAUCAACAACAAAAUAUUAGCAGUAGCAGUGGAGAUAACGUUUCACCAAACAAAAUGCAAGCCGAAAGUGGAUCCAUUGCGGAACUUCAAAAGUAUCACAAUAAAUAUUUGAAAAAUCGACGACAUACGCUUGCCAACACAGCUGCGAUUACACUUCGGAAUGUUCAUCUAAAUGGCAACAUAGCAUCUUCUCACGAACAAACAACAGGUGGCAAUAAAAUGUUGAACGAGGAAGACAACAAAGCAUCGUCAGACAACAACGAUUCCGGCGCAUGUCCUAUUGUAGCAAGUACAAUGCUCGUGCAGCAACAACAAAAACAUCAACAGCAGCAGCAAAGCAGCAUUGCGUCAUCAAUGUCUUCGACAGUAGCUUUUUCGACUACAGAGAAAACGAAGAAAACUAAAACAUUAAGUUUUUUACAUAAUGAAGAUUUAUUCACCGCUGGGAGUUUGGCAACGAUAUCGAGCGGAAACAGCACCAGUUUUCAAAUUGGUGAUGAUGAAACGACACCAAUGGCGUCUAACCUCUUCCGAUCCAUUUCGUUUCAAGAGCAACGUCGAAAAUGUCACCAAUCAAAUUUACAAAGAGCUGAGUCAGGAAGAAAUUAUGCUGAAAUAAAUAAAGGCUUUCAGAAAAUGGAGAUCUUCAGUUCACGACAAUCGCUACAAAAACAUAGCGAGAAAAUGAAACAACAAAUGACCAUGCAACAACAGCAACAAAUGUUUUAUGGUUCUUCGGAACUGUCUCUCAAGAACAUACUCAAAGACACUGCAUUAAAUAAUCGAGAAAAAGUUAAAACAGUUUCAAGUUUUAGUGAUAAGGGUGACGACAAAGAUUAUCUUAAUGACAGUGGAAAAGAGCCAUACUCGGACGGUGAAGAAGCUGAUGAUAGUCAGUUUAACGAAGAAGAGUUCUACAACAUAAUUCAAGAAAAGGGGUUUGCUUUUCAGUCAAAACGUAAUAGCAGCACAUCAACUGUGUCAAGUGGAUCAAUUUAUGAUGAUACAUAUAGAACAAAGCGCAGUAGUCUUCGCUCUCAAUCAUCAACUUGUUCCGACAUAAUUGAAGGCCCAACAGAUACAAUGACAAGUCGCAGAAGCUCGGAAGAUAAAGCAAAUAAAAAAUUAAAUUACAAGACACGUCGUCACGGCUUCACAAUGUUAAGCAAGCGACGGAGAACUACUGGAAGCUUUGAUGUUGAGAAUGGACAAGGUUCACGUUCACCUCUCGAAAGUUCGUCACCAGCUGCUGGACUUGUCCUUCAGAAUAUGCCGCAGCGACGAGAAUCAUUUCUUUAUCGCUCAGAUUCUGAUUUUGAAAUGUCACCAAAAUCUAUGUCAAGAAAUUCAAGCAUAGCAAGUGAAAGAAUCAAAGAGGUAGCUGAAACAUCAACAGCGCCAGUGGCUACGGUAGCGAGCGAACGAGGAAGUCAUGUAGAAGAUCUGAUUGUUACUCCAUUCGCACAAAUUUUAGCGAGCUUACGCUCUGUUAGGAACAAUUUAUACAAUCUCACAAACGUUCAGUCGUCAAAGCCCCGUCGAUCCCAACCAUCAACAUCGCAACAGCGUGAAGCAAAUCGAAAUGUCGUACAUGGUGACGAUGGCUACGUUCGACUUGCUAUGGAUACAAUUGAUGAACUUGAUUGGUGCUUAGAUCAAUUGGAAACUGUGCAGACACAUCGCAGUGUAUCAGAUAUGGCUUCCUUAAAAUUCAAGCGAAUGUUGAACAAAGAAUUAUCACAUUUGAGCGAAUCAAGUAAAUCGGGUAAUCAGAUAUCGGAAUACAUUUGCUCCACAUUUUUGGAUAAACAACAAGAAGUAGAUGUACAGACGUUUGAAAAUCAAUCACCGGGCUCAGCAGCGACAACUUCGAACCCUCAAAGAACGCGCUCGCCUCGUACAAUGUCACAAAUAUCUGGAUUCAAACGACCAUUAAUGCAUACGAACUCAUUUACCAGUGACCGGUUACCACCUUUCGGUGUUGAAACACCACAUGAAGCAACAUUAGGCGCAAUGCUCAACGAAAUCAAUACGUGGGGCAUUGAUAUCUUUAAAAUUGGAACAAGCAGCCUCAAUCGACCAUUAACGGCAGUUGCUUUCCAAAUAUUUCAGGAGCGUGAAAUUCUCAAUACAUUAAUGGUGUCGGCCAAAGUAUUCUUAGCUUUUAUGAGCACAUUAGAGGAUCACUACGUUAAGGACAAUCCAUUUCAUAAUUCACUUCACGCAGCAGAUGUAACACAAAGCACCAACGUACUCCUUAAUACGCCUGCAUUAGAAAACGUCUUCACGCCGCUUGAAAUUUGUGCGGCUUUAUUUGCCGCUUGCGUUCACGAUGUUGAUCAUCCGGGCUUGACAAACCAAUUUCUUAUCAAUUCAAGUUCCGAACUCGCAAUAAUGUAUAAUGAUGAAUCUGUUUUAGAAAAUCACCAUCUUGCUGUCGCUUUUAAAUUAUUACAAAAUGAAGAGUGCGAUAUAUUUCAGAAUCUACAAAAGAAGCAACGUCAGACGUUACGUAAAAUGGUAAUUGAUAUGGUGUUAUCGACAGAUAUGUCAAAGCAUAUGACACUAUUAGCUGACUUAAAGACUAUGGUUGAGACAAAGAAAGUAGCUGGAUCCGGAGUUCUUCUUCUUGACAACUACACGGAUCGCAUUCAAGUGCUGGAAAACUUGGUGCAUUGUGCUGAUUUAAGUAAUCCAACAAAGCCUUUGCCAUUAUAUCGACGUUGGGUGUCACUUCUGAUGGAAGAGUUCUUUUUGCAGGGCGAUAAAGAACGUGCAGCUGGCAUGGAUAUUAGUCCAAUGUGCGACCGGCAGAAUGCAACGGUGGAAAAGUCUCAAGUUGGAUUUAUUGAUUAUAUUGUUCAUCCAUUGUGGGAAACCUGGGCCGACUUGGUUCAUCCUGACGCUCAAGAUAUCCUUGAUAUGCUUGAAGAAAAUCGUGAUUACUAUCAAAGUCUGAUACCACCAUCUCCAAGUGAUACUGAUGACGAGAAAAUACGAUUUCAAGUAACGUUAGAAGAAGAAAGUAACUCCGAUACAGAAGAUCUUAAAUCAUCCACAAAACCAGAAGAUAUUACGGAAGAAGAAGCUGACGAAUAAUUUAUUUUCAUAAUUUUAUUAUUUGAACAGAAAUUUCUUAAAUCUUAUUGUAGAUUAUGUUCACUUAAAUCAAUUAAACAACACAAAAAAGAACAUUUAAAUAUUUAUUUUCACGCAUUUAAACUUAAAAUGAAUUUCAUUCAUUGCGAAGAAAGAAAACUACAAUCAAUCUAAAAAUAAGAACAAAGAGUUUUAAUUUUAACCAUUUUUAUUUAUUUGUAUUCUCAUUCGAAGAACUUAAUAUCUUAUAAAUAUCUCUGAGAUUAAAAGAGAAAGGUCAAUGGAUAAUCAAUAAUAACACUAGAAUAUAAAAACAAAAGUAUGUAUCAUUCUGAAGACUUUAUAGAAAAUUAAUUCAUUAUCUUAACAAGACAUUUUCGUAUAAAAAGAAAAACUGUUAAAGUGUUGGGUGGAAAAACUUUUAUUCGGAGUGCAGGAAAAAUUUCCAGAUUUUGAAAACAUAGCGUAAAAACUUAUCAAAAAUGUUACAAAAAAAGCCCACGAGUCUUGCCAUUGACAUUUAAAGUUGCAUAAAUAAAUGAAAUUCUACAACAACUUUCUCUAAUGCGUCAUAAGAGCAGGCCUCUCAUUAUGGUUGAAGAAGAAUUUGAUCUUGUAUUAAAAGGGAAAGAAAAUGAUGAAAAUGUUAAUGGAGAGGAAAUUUAUGAAAACGUUGUAUAAAUUAAUCUUUUAUCAAAGAGAUGAAGGAUUGGCGAUUACAUUUACUUAAUAAAUAACUAGAAAUAAUACUUUAAACACAAAAAAUCGGUGCAUUAUUCAUAGUUGUAUAAAUAAGAAUAUUAAAAUCGUUUAUCGUGUGAAUGUAGCUAGUCUAUUUGAAUCGAAAGGAAACAAACUAACAAAAAUAUUGAAGGGAAAAUGUAACAAGAAAAGUUACAGGAAAAGUUCGAGAUCAAGUUUUAAAUUGAAAUCUUAUUAAAACAUAUGGAAAAGUAAUAAAACUUACUUCAACAUCAUAUUAAUAGCGUCAAAUUGAUAUGAUUCGUUUUCAUUCUAAUUUGAUUAUAGAGCUUUAGGAAAUUUAAUCAAAAGAUAUUAGAAGAGAUGCAAAGCGUUAUGUGGAAGACAAAUUAUGAUUUAAAAUACUUUUUGAGAAAAGAAACAAAAUUAGGUAAAAUAUCGCAAAAUAACUAACACGCCUUUUAAGAUCACAAGAAGAAAUUAAUCGUGACAGAAACCAAAUUAAAUUCUCUUCAAAAUUGACGAGUUUAACCAAAAAUAGAAAUUUAAUAAUUUCAAUAGCGCAUUUUAUAGAGCGUAGCAGAAAAAAACAAUAUUUCUAGGAAUUUAGUGAUAUUAUCAAUAACUAAUCAACAAUUAGAUUCAUGUCAAGAUUGUUUAUCUCUGGCGACAUCCAUCGCCUUAAAUGUUUCAUCCUUUCAAACAAAAGAUUUCGUUAUGAUAUAAAUUAUUAUGAAAUCAACUUGAAGAGAUUUUUAUUCAAUGUUUCACAAAGACUAUAGACAGAUCAGAACAAAAAGGUGCUUCGUCAUUAGAAAAUUAUUUUUGAUUUUCUAUUCAACAUGAUUAUAAAAAAAAUGUCUAAAGCUUAGAUACUUCUUUGUCAUUUUGAGUUAUUAUAGACAGAAAUAAAUGCAAGCAAAAUUGUCUAAAUCCUUCUACUUACUUAGAAAGAUGGAUUUCCAUAACUCAGCAGAAAUCAUAUGCACAAGCAAAUAAACGUUUAAUGAACGCUUAUUAAAUUUAAAGUGUUGUAAUAUUUAGCUUUUUAUUUCUAUAUUGUGUUUUAAGCACAUUUAUGAAACCUGUUUGAAAACUAUCAAUCGCAAAACCACAUAAGAAAUGCAUCAGUUUUUGAGAUCUUGAUUGUUGAGACAACAAUAAAUACACAAAAAGAAGAAUAUGUUGGCAUAUAAAAUAUUUAUAAGAAGAGCUUUCUACACUUUAAGAACUUACAGCAUUUCAAAUCUUUUAAAGAAAUGUUUUGAUUGAGUGAUGCAAAGGGUAAAAGGUGUCAAGAUCAGUAAACAUCCGGAAAAUCAUUUGUGCCCUUCAUAAGCAAACAAAAUUAAAAAUGAAAUGAAAGAAAAUUUAUUCUUUCAACUAGCGGAUGCAAAAGUUUUUAAACUGGCAAAUUUUAAUGAAAGAAAUCUGAAUUGGAACGACGUUUAUGCGGGAAAAGCGAUCAAAGGUGAAGCAAAUAAAAUAUUGAACAACUAUAAAGUUUACAAAUUUGGUGACGCAGGUCGUCAAAAUAUAAAUUUGUUAUGAUAAUAAAACAAGAAAAAAAUGUAUUUAACCAAAUGUUUUAAAUUUUUCUAGCAAUGCUAUGAAAUAUAAUUUUUCUCCGUUUUCAUAUGAAAGCUGUGUGUUAUUUUUUAACUAAAUAGAAAAUCUUGUGAAAAAUGAAAAUUUAAUAAUUUUAAUUAAAAAUACAGGCACAAUCCUUUUGUAAUCAAUUACAUUUAUAAAAAAACCUACCAAUUAUCUGUCUCAUUUUAAUAUUGAAGCAAUAUGGAUCAGGAUCGAACAUUUUCAAAGCAAAGCUUUUAAUAUUUUCUUUAUGCUUAGAAUUUUUUUUGAAAUAAUCAACACAAUCAUCACAAGAAACUCUUCUUUUGAGAAAUUAGAAAACAAAACUCCACACAAAUUUAACGUAUUUAAAGCUCAAAUAUAAAAGUUUUCCAAUUAGACAUCAUUGCUAAGAAAUGUUCGAUCCUGAUUAAUUAAUUAAUAGACCAUGAGAUUAUUAAUAAAACGGAUGAUAUGUAAGUAUCUUUGAAAUUGCAAAUCAUUUAUUUUCAGACAGAAUUUUAAUAUAACCGAUUUUUAUUGCUGUUUUGAGAAAGAUGAAUAUAACAUGUGUUGUAGAAUUUAAAUACUUUACAUAAAAGCAUAAAACUAUGUGUUUAUUUUUCAAUUUUUCAUGAGUUUUUCGAAACUGAAAUUUUAUUAUGGAUAAAUAAACGGAAGUAUACAUACAUGUAGCAUAAAAGAAAAACAUGAGAUAAUUCAGACUUUGAGUUGAAAAAAAAAGGAAAAUCAUUUUAUUUGAAUCAUAAGACUUCGCCAAUAAAACAUAGAAAAUCAUAAAUAGGAGAUCUACAUGCAAAUAAAUGUCUUUUGAAUAAAGAAAACAA
Molecule: messenger RNA, 7214 nt
Organism: Clunio marinus
Lineage: Eukaryota; Metazoa; Arthropoda; Insecta; Diptera; Chironomidae
Source: the annotation of a GenBank genome assembly